This is a messenger RNA of Exophiala aquamarina CBS 119918, 1035 nucleotides long. RefSeq lists its product as uncharacterized. The transcript has a single exon. Lineage: Eukaryota; Fungi; Ascomycota; Eurotiomycetes; Chaetothyriales; Herpotrichiellaceae. The record is from RefSeq and is a predicted model, not a curated record. Gene Ontology annotation, molecular function: hydrolase activity. Bases 1 to 1035 code for a protein of 344 amino acids.
AUGGCCUUCCUCUCUCCGCCAGACUCCCCGUUCGCUCCGCCGUCAUUCCUCUUCACCCUCAUCUACCACCCCGUCACCUCGCUAUUCACCUUUAUCCAUUACCUCUCGCUCACCCUACGCGGCGCACCCUACAAACCACCCAAGAACAAAAUCCCCAUCCGCGUUGUCUGCCUGUCCGACAGCCACAGCAAGAUCCCUUCCACACCGAUCCCGCGCGGCGAUCUACUCAUCCACGCGGGCGACCUGACCAACAACGGCAGCUUAGCGUCCAUCCAGCAGAGCAUUGACUGGCUCAAGACGCUGCAAAAGCCCUGGCCAGGCUCCGCCGACGGCUUCCGACACAUCGUGGUCGUCGCUGGCAACCAUGACAGCUACUUCGACGAGCGCAGCCGUACUCCCCACGACCUACGCUAUCCGAAGCGCAAGCUUGACUGGGGCCGCAUCCACUACCUCCAACACUCAUCCAUCUCUCUGCCCUUCCCCGACGACCGAGUUCUCAAAGUCUACGGCGCACCACAGAUCCCCAAGGUCGGUGGCAAGGAACACGCAUUCCAGUACCCGCGCGGGCAAGAUGCCUGGUCUAACACCAUCCCGGACGACGUCGAUGUUCUCGUCACCCACAACCCACCCAAAUGGCACCUUGAUCUCGCACAGAACGGCGGCAUGGGUGACGAGCACGAGCUGAAAGAGGUCUGGCGCGUGAAACCAACCGUACACGCCUUUGGCCACGUCCAUUCCGGCCACGGCUCGGAAUCCGUCUGGUGGGACGACGGCCAGCGCCUGUUCGAGGACUUUCUCGCAAAGGCAUACAGCAAGCCCGCCGCGACCGUCGAGAGCCACAGGCUCCCCCUGAGCGAACUCUUUGACAUACCCCUCUGGCUACUCGGCUUUAGAUCCCUGACCGCAGACGCGAGAGGCCUCCUGUGGACCUACCUCUGGGGCGGCGCCAGGCAAGGCGGAUACAUGGUCAACGGUGCCUUGACAUACCAGACCACAGAAUACCUACGGAACAAGCCCCGUGUCGUGGUUCUGUAG